GGAGGGCGGGGCCAGCUGCAGGACCGCGGCGGCGUCGACACACCUAGUGAGCGCCUAAGCUGGGGGAGAGCGAUGCUGUGGUUCCAGGGCUCCGUUUCGGCCGCCAUCUCUUUGGCCAAGAGGAGUGGCUCGGUCUUCGUGGUGUUCGUGGCAGGUGAUGAUGAGCAGUCUACACAGAUGGCUGCAAGUUGGGAAGAUGAGAAAGUGACAGAAGCAUCCGCACACAGUUUUGUUGCUAUUAGAAUUGAUACCAAAAGUGAAGCCUGCCUACAAUUUUCACAAAUCUAUCCUGUAGUGUGUGUUCCAUCCAGUUUCUUUAUUGGAGACAGUGGAAUUCCCUUGGAAGUAAUAGCAGGAAGUGUUUCUGCAGAUGAACUUGUUACCAGAAUUCACAAAGUCCAACAGAUGCACUCAUUAAAAGGUGAUACAUCGGUUGAAAAUGGGAACCAAUCAGAAAGUUCAGUUUCUACUCUAUCCACCUCAUUUGAACCUAACAGCACUUGUGAAGACUCUCAGUCCAGAAAUACAGAACUUUGCAAGAGACUACCUACUUCUCCUGAUACAAAGUUAGAUACUGCAGCAGGAGGAGAAAGUUCAGGCCAUGCUACUCUUUCUCAGGAUCCUGGUGGAUGUUCAAAUCAGACACCUGAAGAGGACCUCACCAUCAGAGUGGAAAGACUAACCAAAAAACUUGAAGAAAGGAGAGAAGAGAAAAGGAAAGAAGAAGAACAGAGAGAGAUUAAGAAGGAAAUUGAGAGGAGGAAAACUGGAAAAGAAAUGUUGGAUUAUAAAAGAAAGCAAGAGGAAGAAUUAACAAAAAGAAUGUUAGAGGAAAGAAACAGAGAAAAGGCUGAAGAUAGGGCAGCUCGAGAGCGUAUAAAACAGCAGAUCGCAUUGGACCGUGCAGAGAGGGCUGCUCGUUUUGCAAAAACAAAGGAAGAAGUAAACAUUGCUAAAUCUGCUGCCUUGCUGGCCAAACAGACAGAAAUGGAAGUCAAGAGGGAAUCUUAUGCAAGAGAAAGAAGCACUAUUGCAAGAAUUCAGUUCCGUCUUCCUGAUGGCUCUUCCUUUACAAAUCAGUUCCCUUCUGAUGCUCCAUUAGAAGAGGCAAGGCAGUUUGCUGCACAGACUGUUGGCAACACUUAUGGCAAUUUUUCAUUAGCUACCAUGUUUCCCAGGAGGGAAUUUACCAAGGAAGACUAUAAAAAGAAAUUACUGGAUUUGGAACUUGCCCCAAGUGCUUCAGUGGUAUUGUUGCCAGCAGGAAGACCAACUACAUCCGUGGUACCCUCUUCUAGUGGAGACAUUUGGACAUUGUUGGGGGCAGUACUUUACCCAUUCCUUGCCAUCUGGAGAUUGAUUAGCAAUUUCUUAUUUAGUAAUCCUCCUCCUGCACAGAAUUCUGUGAGAACAGCAUCGUCAGAACCCUCAAACCCUGCAUCAUCUGGCAACUCAGGGAAAAGGGAACAAGUUAGAAAAAGAGUGCUGGAAAAGCGUGGGGAAGACUUUAAAAAGGAAGGGAAGAUAUAUAGAUUGAGGACUCAAGAUGAUGGUGAAGAUGAAAACAACACUUGGAAUGGAAAUUCUACUCAACAGAUGUAGUGUGACAAGUGUGAUAUGUGCAAUAAUCAUUGUUUCUCUUAUGAUUUAAUUCAACUAAAAUUCUACUGGAGAAGUAGGACUGCUUUAUGUUUUCCGACUGAUCUAUAAAGUGUCUCUUUAUUCUUGUUUAGUGGUAUGGGUUAAAGUUGUGUAACUGAAAAAGUCAAGAGAGAAAAUAACUGGCUCCUAGAUCCUUGCAUAUGGUAACAAACUGCUAGAAGCCUAAAAUAAUCAAAAGAUCUGACUCAGCGUCCCUUCAUCAGCUUUCUUAUUCAGUAUUUUAUAUACUUAUUAGCCCCAUGCUCUCAGCUGACAUGUUUUGCUUCAAGCUAUUUUGCUCCAAAACUGUUAAGCCCCAUAAAAUAACUGAUAUGUCACUGAGUAAUUUGAAUGAGUCAGAAUAUUCUAAUUAGCCAAUCAGAUGAUAAUUUGUUUAACUUUUCUCUUUUUGCUCAUCAGCUGCAAGCAAAAUCUUGUAGUUUUUAAUCUUAAACACUGAAUAAAAAAUCUUUUCCAUAAA
Choloepus didactylus (southern two-toed sloth) is the source of this 2122-nucleotide messenger RNA. It is a transcript of the gene UBXN4, whose product is annotated as UBX domain protein 4. Bases 73 to 1602 code for a protein of 509 amino acids. The transcript has 13 exons. The record is from RefSeq and is a predicted model, not a curated record. Gene Ontology annotation, molecular function: protein binding. NCBI's taxonomy places the organism in Eukaryota, Metazoa, Chordata, Mammalia, Pilosa, Megalonychidae.